Messenger RNA from Blepharisma stoltei, 285 nucleotides. The record is from the annotation of a GenBank genome assembly. NCBI's taxonomy places the organism in Eukaryota, Ciliophora, Heterotrichea, Heterotrichida, Blepharismidae.
AUGGUGAGAACUCACUAUCCUUCUUAUCUCAAGACAGUGCUAAAAGCAGGAUCUAUCGUCAGCUUACUCUAUUGGGCUUUGUGUUUGAACAUAGGGUGGGUACAUCAUAGAGAGCUAGCGAAAAACUCCAGAGUACGAAGACGCUUUGUUAAAGCUGGAGGAUUUGACUCAUUUUUGCAAAUGAGGGACGAAUAUCACAAGCAUCAAGUCAGACCCAUGUUGGAUUUCCAGCCAAAUCAGCCUUAUGCAACCCCAGCACCAUUGAAGCCUCAAAAACACUUUUAA